Brugia malayi is the source of this 1353-nucleotide messenger RNA. RefSeq lists its product as uncharacterized. The coding region runs from base 1 to 1353 and encodes 450 amino acids. The record is from RefSeq and is a predicted model, not a curated record. NCBI's taxonomy places the organism in Eukaryota, Metazoa, Nematoda, Chromadorea, Rhabditida, Onchocercidae. The transcript has 7 exons.
AUGUAUGUCCCAGAGCAGUGGAAAGUUUUUUGCUUCUUUCUUGUAUUCGUGCUCACAAUCAUAACGAUCGGUAGAGCACUCUGUGGAGGAACUAUGGAAUCAAAAAAAUUUGGUCUGAUGCAGCGUCUCAGCUCAUGGUUCGAACAAUUGCCUUUGCGACGUCGUGGAUCUUCUCGUCGACUACAGAAUUGCGAUUCAGGAUUACAUCCACACAAGAGGCAAUCCAAAUCAGUAGCACCGCGACUUCAUUACAGUGUCAGUGCGGUACAAAGUAGUAAUUAUCGAGACCAUUCUGUUGAUGCUCUGUCGCAAUCUCUGAUUAUUAAUGACCAACUGCAUGCAAUAAUGCCGUCUUCUUGGAACAGGCAAGAAACGGUAACUCACUCGUGUCACGACAGUUCAAAGCUUGCCACAUCUUUCUUAAAGUCAUUCUCUACACCAGCUAGUUCUGGGCGAAAAAAUAUACGUACAAAUCCAUGGAUUUCACAUAGUCGCCCAUUGGUUCAGACUAUUGCUUACCACGGACCGAGAUCCAAUCAUAAACUGAUGCACACGUCCAUAGAUCGUACGGCAUCGUUUCGUAUCAAUAGUCUGGAUGAGAGCAUUUACAGUUCUGGUUAUGGCAGUCAAGAUAGCAGUCCGGAAUCGUCAGUGCAUUCGCCGGAUUGGCAACCAUCAAACACAACAGCAAAGCGUGGUCGACUGGAGGAUAAAGCGGUGGAAUGCAAUUCAAUUGAUGUGGAUGAAGCUUUGGGGCUAGAUUUGGAAAGCAAAUCGGAAGUAGAGGAUCUCAAAACAAUUAAUGCUGGAGAUCGGUUUUGUAAAGAUGAUGAACAUGUAUAUUAUGAACUAGAGGCCUUCAGUCCAUUAUCAUUGCUACUGGAUAGCGGAAUCUAUCCAUCGGAUUCAGAUAUUGCUAGCUCAUCAGAUGGAUCGUUAUAUUCUCAGUGUUUAUCACCAGUUUACACCCAACCACAUGACUAUUAUUGGCAUUAUGAGCGCGGAAAUUAUGAGGAGGACCAAGUGACCGAGUAUCCGAACGUGGCGUCCAGCUUCACAUAUAUUCCUUGUGCUAACUAUAAUCCAGCACCUGAAUUUCACCCCCCUCCUCCUCCACCACCACCACCACCUCUACAAAAAAGUGAUCUGGAACAAGCUGAGCUGGAUUUUCUAACUGAAUUAGAUGCACAGAUUGCUGAUUUGCAGUUGAAAAGUGUAAAGGUACGUCAACUUGUGGAUGAGGCCUAUGAACGCCGUGAUGCACGCGUUCGUCACGCGCGGUUACAUCAUGAGCUAGCCGAGUUGAGACGAAUGAAAUGGGUGCUGCACAAUCACUUCGAAUUACUGCUCUGA